Suhomyces tanzawaensis NRRL Y-17324 is the source of this 627-nucleotide messenger RNA. It is a transcript of the gene TIM23, whose product is annotated as protein transporter. NCBI's taxonomy places the organism in Eukaryota, Fungi, Ascomycota, Pichiomycetes, Serinales, Debaryomycetaceae. The transcript has a single exon. Gene Ontology annotation, molecular function: transmembrane protein transporter activity. Bases 1 to 627 code for a protein of 208 amino acids. Gene Ontology annotation, biological process: protein import into mitochondrial matrix. Gene Ontology annotation, cellular component: mitochondrial inner membrane; TIM23 mitochondrial import inner membrane translocase complex. The record is from RefSeq and is a predicted model, not a curated record.
AUGUCUUGGUUAUUUGGUGGCAACAAACAAACUACUAAGGAAGAAGACCUUAAGCAAACAUUAGGAUUCGACCCAGCACAAGUGUCGGAUGUGUCCAGCAUCAUCAACAGCCCAGGCGUGUUCGACGCCUCCAGGUUGCAUCCGUUAGCAGGCUUGGACAAAGGAGUGGAAUACUUGGACUUGAAAGACGAGCAGUUAAACGACAUUGAGGGCUCCAAAGGAUUGAUUCCUUCCAGAAGUUGGACCGACGACUUGUGUUACGGAACCGGUGCUGUCUACUUGUUGGGCUUGGGCCUCGGAGGUGCCUACGGGUUCCAGGAGGGAGUCAAGAACUUGCCCAAGAACGCUCCCCCAAGAUUGCAAUUAAAUACCAUUUUGAAUCACAUGACCAAGAGAGGUCCCUUCUUGGGUAACUCUGCAGGUGUGUUGGCUUUGACAUACAACAUGAUUGACUCCAGUUUGGACUACUUCAGAGGGGUCCACGACGACUUCAAUUCUCUUGGUGCUGGUGCCAUUGCUGGUGCUCUUUUCAGAAGCAGUGCCGGUUUGAGACCCAUGGCCUACUCCACUGCGUUGAUGACUGGUGCUGCUGGUGCCUGGUGUGGAGUCAAGCACUUGUUGAAGUAA